AUGCUAGCUGCCAUGGCUGCCUUUGGCCUGAGCUUGGACAGCCCCCUCCUCCCUAACGUCGAUAGCUUCAUCAACCCUACAAAAGGCGAGGACGAGCAUCGGAGUGCUCUCAAUGCGGUGGUGCUCAACAUCCACAGGGCUGGCGCCGGAGCUUUCGAGGGGCUGGUGACUAACCAGCUGGGGGAGUAUCUCUCCAACCCCGACACUAAGGUUCGGGAGCGGGCGACGCUGCUGCUCGCCGAGCUGUUGGCGCGGCUGCCCACUCUGCCCCUGGCCGCCGCAUCCGCGGCGCGUUUCGCCGGCUUUUUCUCGUCGCGCCUCGGCGACUACCCUUCGGUGGUGCCGGCGCUGAAGGCACUGUCCGACCUGCUGAAGAACCACUCGCCGGCCCUGUUUGGCGGCGAGGAUGCCUCCGCCGCCGGGGGGGGGGUGGGCUCAUCUCGCCGUUCGGCGCCCGCCGUUGCCGUUGCCGCGGGGGGUGACGGGGGCACUGCCGGGGUAAUCGCCAGGGGCGUGUUCGAGGAGCUUCACUUGCCGGCUCUUUCCCAGAGCAUCCGACAGGCGGCCCUGUCCGUGUUGCUGGCGCUCGUGACGCACCCGGGUUUUACGGAGGCGUUGUCCUCGGGGAUGGGAAAGACCUUCGUCGACGGCCUGGUGGGGUCGCUCGAGGGCGAGAAGGACCCGAGGUGUUUGAUCGUCGGCCUGUCGGCACUCCGUAAGACCCAGCAGGGCUUCGACCCUGCGGUGUUGCAGGAGACCUCCGAGGCGGUGUUUGACGCGACGGCGUGCUACUUCCCCGUUACCUUCACGCCUCCGCCCAACGACCCCCACAACAUAAGCCCGGACGCGCUCCGAACAGGUCUGGAAGGCGUUCUCGUCGGAUCCCCGGGGAUGGCGCCGCACGUCCUGCCCAUGCUCCUGGACAAGCUUUCUUCCGAGGUUUCCACCGCCAAGGAGGCCUCCCUCAAGGCCAUGGUGGCCGGGGUGAGGGCCUUCGGAGCCCCGGGGGUGGGGGUGCAUCUCCGCGCGAUCGGGGGAGCCAUGUCUGAAGAGGCGGUGCACGGCUCCGACCCCGACCUGGCGGCGCUUGCGCUCUUGUCCCUGACGGAGGUGGUCCGAGAGACGGCGUCUCACGCGGUUUUCGCCGGUCUUGGGGAGGCGUGUCCGGAGUGGAGGGCCCUGGCGAACCCCCUGCUCGAAGGGGCCGUCGCGGAAGUGACGGGGGAUCAGCCGUGCUCGGUGCUGGGAAGGGGCUCCGCGAGGGUUUUGCUGGCCCUCGCAGCAUCGUCUGCCCUGGGCCUUCGUUCGGCGCUAGCGCUAGCAGUGCCCCGGCUGCUUCGUGCUCGCAAAGAAGCUGCUGCGGCGGCGGCGGCCAUGAAAAGGGACGUUUCUGCUCUCGAAGGGGGGUCGACUAGCGGCUGUUGUGGUGGCAGAGGCGGAGCGGCGGCAGGUGGAGGGGGCUGCUGCGGUGGCGGUGGAGGGGGGCACGAAGAUGCGAUGGUGACCUACGGGGGGGGGGCGGCUGUUGCCGACGCGGAGGCGUUCGAAGACGCGCAGACGGCGAGGUUGGGAGCGCUGGCGGGGCUUGCGGCCGCGGUGGAUGACAAGGUUGAUUUCUCCGGCAGCCAGGGCGGCGCUCCUCUCCAGCCGUACGUCGACCCCCUCCUGUCCGAGUUUUCCGCCGCUCUGACCGGCCACCGCGGCGGCGGCAGCGGCAGCGGCGGCGGCGGCGGUGAAGCAUUCUCACUCCCGCCGCAAGCAGCACCGGCGGCAGCACGGCUGCCAUCGGCUGCGGCGGCCGCCACCGUCUCCCUGGCCUCUCGAGGCCUAAGUGACGUCAUCACCCGCCCCCCGGCGUCGCUCGUGGAGGAGGGCAAGAUUCAAGACGUCGUGCGGAGCCUGGUGGCCGUAUUGGCUUCGCCGGGGGCUUGGGAAGGAGGAGGCGGUGAAGAGGAGGGGGGGUCGGGGGUCGGAGAGGGCACGGCCGCUUUGGCCGUGCUCACGGCGCUAAGGUCUAUCGGCCUCCGCCGGCCGGAGUACGCCCGUGCCGUCCUCGAUACCGCGGUGCCCCCGCUCCUCAAGCAGCUGCCGCACGCCCGCCCCCCCCCGCCCGCUGGCGAAAAGGGCGAGAGCACAUGUGCGAGCGAUCCCCCCUCAUCGCCGGCCGGAACGUCGGCGGCGGCGGCGGUGGCGGCAGAGGGGGAGCGUGCGUGCGCGGCUCUUGUGGAGCUGAGCGAGGUCCCCGGCGUCUUCGCGAUAGCCUUGUCCGCCCUCUUAGCCGCGUGCACCUCCCCAGCUGACCCCGGUUUGGCAGCAGCCUCCGAGCGGCCGUUUUUUCGUUGCACCCCCGGCGCCGAGAUCGCCCUCAGAGCGCUGGACGACCCCCUAAAGCGAGGCGCCAGGCGGGGGCACCACGGCGACGAGAUCCUUGCGUUUGUCCGUGGGGCUGCCCCUCCGCCCCUCCCCUGGCCUUCUUGCCCCCCCCCCGCUACCGCCGCCCCGCCUCCGGAGGCUGCGGACGGGGCGGUGGUGACCUCGGCUCCGCCAACGGCGGCGAAAGAGGAGAGGAAAUCUGAGGACAGCAGCGGCGGCGGCGGCGGCGCCGGUAGCGAUGGCCUUUGGGGCCUUCCGCUCCUGCUAGCCGCGCUGGACGCGUCGCUGUCGGGUCCGGAGGAGGGGGGCACUAGCAGCAGCGCUGAGACGGCUGGUGUGGCAGGAGGCAGCGGCGGCGGCGGCCGAUCAGCGGGGGCGGGGGCCUCAGCCUUGAGCCACGGCGCGCUGGCGGCGGUGGUCUCGACCGCGAGGACCUGCACACAGGCGGCGCCGGCCGACGACCAGGAGGCUCUCCUCUCCUCCCUACUUUCUAUCCUCCUGCCCUCUCCGUCUCCUGCGUCCGCCGCUGGCGUCGGUGGCGGCGGGGGGGCAGUCGCGGGGGCGAUAGAGAAGCACUCCGCUCUGCUGCCGGUGCUGGCGUCGGUGAUGGGAGCGGUGCGCCUGGACUCGAAGGCGCUGCGGGGGCCGGGAGGGGCGGCGGCCGCGGCGGUGCCGUCCCUUCUCUCCAGUGCCCUCGCCGAGGGAGCGGCCGGGUUGAUUGAAGAACCCCUCGCCGCUGGCGGCGGCGGCGGCGGCGGCGGCGGCGGCGGAGCCGCUAGUGCCCGCCGUGCCCCUUGCUGCCAGUGCCUCGCCGCCGUGCUCAACAAGCUCGCCGGCGGUGCGGAGUUCGACUCUGCGGUGUCUCUGGUGGUGACAGCCUUGACGGAAGCGUUUAUCGGCGAGGGGGAAGGGGCCAUGGAUGUGGACGGGGCGGCGGCGGCGGCUGGCGAGGGGCCGGUGCAAUGCCUGGCGUGGACCCUCAAGGCGGUGGCGAUGCGGGGGGGGAUCGGGGACGCGUUUUCGGAGCUGUUGGGUCUGCUCUGCGGCCUGCUUAUCGCAGGUCCAUCAAGAGCUGGAGACGACACCCCGAGCCCUCGCGCUUUGGCAGCCGCGGCUGCCUUCGGCGUGGCGCUGCGAGACGACGGAGAGGUCCUCCGGGCGGAUGUGGACAGUGGCGGCGGCGGCGGCGGCGGCGGGGCAAGGGUUUCUCCGUUAUGGAGGCAGCGUUUUUUCGUCCAGACGUUCCCGAAGCUGCUGCAGGCGGCACGGGGGCCGGCGAGGACACGCACCGCCGGCGAGGAGGAUAACGACUCCUCUUGCGACGAGGGCAUGGGGGAGCAGCAGGCAACAGCCACGGACGCCACCACCGUCGGCGGUAGCGGCGGCGGGGGGUCGGCGGGCUUGCGCGUGCCGGCGCUCCUGGCGCUGAUGCGCGUGGUGAGAGGCGUCCCGCUCGAGGCGCUCUCGCAGCAGCAGCAGCAGAGGGACACGGCGGUCUCAGCCGUGGUGCAGGCAUUGAGGUCGGACUACCAGCCGCUGCAGGCAGAGGCGCUGGAGACGUUUCAGGUCCUGUCGAGAGACGACUUGACCGCCUUCAACCAGCACCUGUCGUCCGUGAUACCGCUCCUCCUAUCGCUGGCGGAGGCGCGAACCGGAAGCAGAAGAAGAUCAACAGGGGGUCGAGUGAAUCAUUCCGAUGCACAGGGACCAGGCGUCGACGGCAGCUUGCGGGGAGGAAGAAACGGGCCGAUGGAGCGCUUCAGGGCCGUGCGGUGCCUCACGGCCUUGACAGCGCUGCCGUACUCUCGCCUACACCCCUUCAAGACUCAGGUUACGCGACGGUUGCGGAGCCCCUUGGACGACGACCGUCGGGCGAUACGGCAGGCGGCCGCCGAGGCUCGCAACAUCUGGUUCCUCCUAGGAUGAUACCUAGCCACCCUGUUUGUAAGCGCUUGCCCAGCUCCUUCUUUCCCUUGCCAACAGGCAGCCUGUUGUCAUGUGGUUGCGAAGCUCCUUCUUUCCCUUGCCAACAGGCAGCCUGUUGUCAUGUGGUGGCGAAGCUCCUUCUUUCCCUUGCCAACAGGCAGCCUGUUGUCAUGUGGUUGCGAAGCUCCUUCUUUCCCUUGCCAACAGGCAGCCUGUUGUCAUGUGGUUGCGAAGCUCCUUCUUUCCCUUGCCAACAGGCAGCCAGUUGUCAUGUGGUUGCGAAGCUCCUUCUUUCCCUUGCCAACAGGCAGCCUGUUGUCAUGUGGUUGCGAAGCUCCUUCUUUCCCUUCCCAACCCACUCUGUCUAGCAAAUAGAGGGUUUGAGAUGGCGCCGUUGGCGAGCUGCUAUCAAGCACGCCGCCGAUCUGUUUUCCGGCACACGGCCUGGGAGGUUGGUUGGUGGCCUUCGGGGUGCGUGCAGCGGAAUAUGCCGGGUGGUACGCACGGCUCGGUGGCCUUGGAUAUUAUAGCGACUCGCGGGUCUUGGGGGGCACAUCGCUUCUUCUGGCACCCAACAUUGUUGUAUUUGAAUCGUACGCCAUGUCGCUUCUUGUCCUGGCACGAAAAAGUGUACCGUUGUUUUGGAAUCGUUGGAACUCGGUGAUUCGUUUGCCCGGUCUACCCUUUAAAAGCGUGAUAAUGAUGUAGCGUGUUCCAUCUCUGGGACGGUGUGUCUGGAGCCAUGAAAGCUCCGCCGAUUCAAGUGUCGAAGAGAGAAGGGGACACUAACCCUUGACCCUCGCCAUGAGAAACGAGAGAAGCACGCCCGUUCGCCACAGAGCCGCAGGCCACCGUUGUCCGCAAG
Molecule: messenger RNA, 5164 nt
Organism: Ectocarpus siliculosus
Lineage: Eukaryota; Phaeophyceae; Ectocarpales; Ectocarpaceae
Source: the annotation of a GenBank genome assembly